Messenger RNA from Tribolium madens (black flour beetle), 1354 nucleotides. RefSeq names its product alanine--glyoxylate aminotransferase-like. Gene Ontology annotation, cellular component: peroxisome. Bases 40 to 1209 code for a protein of 389 amino acids. Gene Ontology annotation, molecular function: L-serine:pyruvate transaminase activity; L-alanine:glyoxylate transaminase activity. NCBI's taxonomy places the organism in Eukaryota, Metazoa, Arthropoda, Insecta, Coleoptera, Tenebrionidae. The transcript has 4 exons. The record is from RefSeq and is a predicted model, not a curated record.
CAUGUAUGAUAUUCCAAGUAUUUAUUUCAUUGAAUCAACAUGGACGUAGCACCACCUCAAGAAUUAGACCAACCUUUGCGAGUACCAUCCAAGACCCUCAUGGGUCCUGGACCCUCAAAUUGCUCCCCACGAGUCAUGGAGGCCCUCUCGAGACCCAUUUUGGGGCACAUGCAUCCUGAAAUAUUCAAGAUAAUGGACGAUAUCAAAGCUGGCAUCCGUUAUGUGUUCCAAACCACCAACCCUCUUACUCUCGUCGUCAGUGCCUCCGGUCAUGGGGGCAUGGAGGCCGUCCUCUGUAACCUCCUCGAGCCCGGGGACACGGCAUUGAUUGCCAUCAACGGUAUUUGGGGCACACGCGCCGCUUCCAUGGCCGCCCGUUACGGGGCUAAAGUGGUCACCCUCGAAACCGAAAUUGGCAACAAUUUUACUCUCUCUCAGAUUGAAAAUGCCGUCAAUAGGCACCGGCCGCACGUGUUUUUUGUCACUCAAGGCGAGAGCUCCUCCGGUGUAUAUCAGAAUAUCGAAGGAAUUGGAGAUAUUUGCCAUAGAUAUGGGUGCUUGCUCGCAGUGGACACCGUGGCAUCUUUGGGAGGAGUGCCGUUUCUUGCUGACAGGUGGGGCGUGGACGCUGUCUACACGGGGACACAGAAGGUUCUAGGCGCUCCGGCGGGGCUGGCCCCCAUCUCGUUCAGUCCAAGAGCACAGAGGAAAAUUUUCGAGCGUAAGAGUCCUGUGAAGGUGCUGUAUUGGGACAUGACCGUAUUGGGAGAUUACUGGGACUGCUUUGGCCGUUCUCGAGUGUACCAUCACACCAUUGCGUCGCAACUUUUAUAUGGCUUGAGGGAAGGUUUAGCUCAAAUUACUGAGGAAGGGUUGGAGAAUGUUAUCAGGAGGCAUCAAGAGUGCGCUCAAAGGUUUUACCGAGGCUUGGAGAGGUUAAGCCUGCAACCUUUCGUUGAUGAUGUGUAUAAGAGGUUGCCUACAGUCACCUCCAUCAAAGUCCCUGAUGGUGUCGAUUGGCGGGAAGUGGUCGCGUAUGCAAUGAAAAAUUACUCUGUGGAACUUAGUGGUGGUUUGGGUCCAUCUGCGAAUAAAGUGUUUAGAAUUGGUUUAAUGGGUUAUAAUGCGACGCCUGAAAAAGUUGAUUUGGUUUUGGAGGUUUUGGAAAAGGCGUUGAAGGCAGCAGGUUGGAAUCGGAGUAAAUUGUAAACAAAAAUGGCGUAUGUUGGUGAAGCGUUUAUUUCUAGCUAGCAGGUACACUUAUAUGUAUAGCUUAGAUUGUUACAUGUUGCAUUAUUACCACUUCCAUAUCCUAUUUAAAGUCAACACAAGAAAUAAAAAUUACCAAAUGCAA